GUUGGAUCCUGAUCGACCGCUGUGGGAAGCAUUUUGGAACCAUCUUAAAUUACCUGCGGGACAACACGGUUAUUCUACCCAAGAACCGUCAGGAGAUCAAGGAGCUGAUGGCCGAAGCCAAAUAUUACCUCAUCCAGGGCUUGGUGGACCUCUGUCAAGCUGCCUUGCAGGACAAGAAAGAGGCCUACCACCCAAUCUGCAAUAUCCCUGUCAUCACGUCACCGAAAGAGGAAGAGAGGCUCAUUGAAUCAGCCAUGAAG
Molecule: messenger RNA, 260 nt
Organism: Thamnophis sirtalis
Lineage: Eukaryota; Metazoa; Chordata; Lepidosauria; Squamata; Natricidae
Source: RefSeq, a predicted model, not a curated record